AUGCAUUGUUACGCAACAGUUGUCGCGCUUCUGGGCGCGCAGAUCGCUAGUGCCCUUCCUCAAUCACAAUGGAAAGCCUUGUCGGGAGACGAAGUGGUUCGCGCUGCUGUCGCGUUUCAUCAGCCUAAGCUUGCGGAAGCUGAAGCUUUACUGAUGGAUAUCUCGGAUCCCAAUUCAGAGAAGUUUGGGCACUAUCUUGAGCUCAGGGAAGUCCAAGACUUGUUCAAACCGAGAGACAGUUCACAGAAAAAUGUCCUGCAAUGGCUCGAAGAUGCAGGAAUUGACUUGUCUUCUGUGCAUCUUAAGAAGGCAGCUGCUGUUCUAGAGUUCUCUGCUCCAGUCAAGAAGCUUGGAAAAAUGCUCGGAGCUGGCGUCCAUGUUAUGCACAACGAUGCGACUGGUGAACUUCGUCUCGAACCUGCCGACCACGCAGUUCCAUCUGCAAUUGAAGACGAUGUUGAGUUUAUUACUUUGGCUCAAUCUCAAAAGACUGGCAAGACCAAGCGCAGCCGUGCAGUCAAGCCUGUUCUCGAUACCCUGCCACCUCCAUACAAACUCCCAGUUGCAGAUGAUCUGCGCAACUGCAGCGAAAGCUGGACUCCAGCUUGUAUCCGAAAGCUCUAUGGCAUUCCUCUUGGAACCAAGGCCGCGAAGAAUAACUCCAUGGGUCUGUUCGGAUACGGCGACCCUUAUCAACCUGCUGAUCUCAAUCAAUUCUGGGCAAAGCACGCUCCCUUCAUUCCCAAGGGAACAAAACCUAAGGUCAAUAGCAUCAACGGCGCCGAAGCAGAAGGUGUGCCCAUCGAAGGCGAAGAGUUACUCGACAUCGAAAUGUCAUAUCCCAUUGUUUACCCCCAGACCGUCACAAUGUUCCAAACCCCUUAUAACAACAAGGGAGGUCUUGCAAAUGACUUCCUCGACGCUGUUGAUGCAAGCUACUGCAAGUAUGACGGCGGUGAUGAUCCUGAUCUUGAUCCCACGUUCCCCGUCUUUGGUGGCUUCCAGGGCCCUGCUAUGUGCGGCAAGUACAAGGUUACAAACGUCGUUUCGAUCUCUUUCGCGAUUGACGAGCAGACUCUCCCUCGUCGUUAUAUCCAGCGCCAGUGUCACGAGUGGAUGAAGUUGGCCCUCAGCGGUGUUAGCGUUCUUGUAGCUUCUGGAGAUCGUGGAGUGCAAGGCGCUACGCAAUGUACUGUGAACCCUUACGAUGCAAAGAAGGAAGCUUUCAACAGUCUCUUCCCAGGGUCUUGUCCGUACGUCACCGCAGUUGGAGCGACACAGGUCAACUUCACUGGCAGCAGAACCAACGAGGUUGCCGUCUUCGAUCCCAAGCAUAACUUCUACUCUGGAGGUGGUUUCAGUAACAUGAAUGCACAGCCAGCCUACCAGCGCAAGGCUGUCGCUGAUUAUCUCGCUGCCAACAACCCUCACUACCCCAAGGGAACGUACAACAUUUCCGGACGCGCCAUUCCUGAUGUUGCGCUUCUGGGAGCAAAUGUUACUUUCCUCCAAGACGGCAAGACUACAAUUAGUGGAGGAACAAGCGCUGCUACACCAAUGUUCGCUGCCAUGAUUAACAGAAUCAAUGAUGAGCGAUUGCUGGCGGGGAAGAAACCAAUUGGGUUCUUGAACCAGAUUUUAUAUCAGCAUCCUGAAGUCUUUACUGAUAUCACCCAAGGUUCCAACCCUGGCUGCGACACGGCGGGGUUCAAGGCGGCCAAGGGAUGGGAUCCGGUCUCGGGAAUGGGCUCACCCAAGUACCCGAAGCUUCGUGACCUGUUAGUCAGCCUUCCUUAA
Molecule: messenger RNA, 1797 nt
Organism: Fusarium fujikuroi IMI 58289
Lineage: Eukaryota; Fungi; Ascomycota; Sordariomycetes; Hypocreales; Nectriaceae
Product: related to Tripeptidyl-peptidase I precursor
Exons: 5
Coding region: 1-1797 (598 amino acids)
Biological process (GO): proteolysis
Molecular function (GO): tripeptidyl-peptidase activity; serine-type endopeptidase activity
Source: RefSeq, a predicted model, not a curated record